AUGUCCCAACUUGACAGAGUAAAAAGCCACCCGCUAGUGACAGACGCAGCUAACUACAUUCCGAUAACAAACGUCGCGACCUAUCUCCUACAACCGCUCGAUCCAGUCGACCCAAACGUCGCAAGCACAUCACACAAUGACACUACACCCACACUAAAUGGAACAAACACUACUAGGAUAACGAAUGGGGCGCGUCGCAUCCGCAGACGGGCACGACGCGUUCCCGCUCACACCGCGUACAAACCGUACACCCGCGUUCCUGGGCGAUUCUCACCGCCCAGACCAUCGACCGACACGAGCUGA
Molecule: messenger RNA, 303 nt
Organism: Parnassius apollo (apollo)
Lineage: Eukaryota; Metazoa; Arthropoda; Insecta; Lepidoptera; Papilionidae
Source: the annotation of a GenBank genome assembly